Lichtheimia ornata is the source of this 294-nucleotide messenger RNA. RefSeq lists its product as uncharacterized. The transcript has 3 exons. Gene Ontology annotation, cellular component: TIM23 mitochondrial import inner membrane translocase complex. The coding region runs from base 1 to 294 and encodes 97 amino acids. Gene Ontology annotation, biological process: protein import into mitochondrial matrix; protein insertion into mitochondrial inner membrane. NCBI's taxonomy places the organism in Eukaryota, Fungi, Mucoromycota, Mucoromycetes, Mucorales, Lichtheimiaceae. The record is from RefSeq and is a predicted model, not a curated record.
AUGGAGCCUUCAACCGUCGAGAAAAUGAAAAUGGGCGCCAUGAUGGGUGGCACUGUAGGCCUUUGUGUUGGCUUUGUCUUUGGCACCAUCAACUUGAUUCGUUUCGGCAGUGGUACCAAAGGACCUAUCAACAUGUUAAGCCAGUACAUGAUUGGAUCGGCAGCCUCUUUUGGUUUCUUCAUGUCUAUAGGCUCGGUUAUUCGUUCCGAGGGCAGGCUUCCCGCGGGCGCAACUCCUUUGCAAUGGAAUCAGAAACCACUUCCCAUCCGUAUCAAUAAGCCAAAUGAGGAUUAA